Molecule: messenger RNA, 6822 nt
Organism: Nicrophorus vespilloides
Lineage: Eukaryota; Metazoa; Arthropoda; Insecta; Coleoptera; Silphidae
Product: receptor-type guanylate cyclase Gyc76C-like
Exons: 20
Coding region: 1511-6283 (1590 amino acids)
Biological process (GO): protein phosphorylation; receptor guanylyl cyclase signaling pathway; intracellular signal transduction
Molecular function (GO): ATP binding; guanylate cyclase activity; protein kinase activity
Source: RefSeq, a predicted model, not a curated record
AGAAGAGGUGACUCUGUUUUAUAAUUCUGUCAUUGUUUUUUUUAGUUGGGUAGCGCGUUCCGGCAGAUGACGCUGCGUGUAGCGUGAAACCAUCGUUUCGCUUCGAACGGAAAACGAAUAGAUGUCGCUGACGGUGAGGAAUGUACAGAUAUGCUGUGGAAUGCGAGCGAGUACUUUCGAAAGGCCGGUUCGGCGAGCAACAGGCUGGUUGGCGCUAACGCACGAACGAUGCGAUGCGAUUCGUCGUGGGCCGCUCCGCUGCUGCUGCUGCUGCUUCAGCUUCAGUAGUUGUAUGAGUAGAUAGAGGUAAGACGAGUCCGGCGAGCAGCGCGCACACACACUUACUCACACAUACCAAGAGCCCAGAAUAGCUGAGCAGUGCGAGAGGAGGAGAUCUUGCUUGUCUGUGCGUGUGUCUGGUGUUGUACAUCUCUUUACAAAUUCAACAUCUACGUGUCUCUUAAGACUACAUACAAAUAUAUGUAAUAGUUGCAGCAGCAGUAGCAGUGAAAGUGCUGGUGAGAGAAGCAGAAGAAGAGUUGUUGCGAAGGAGGAGGAGGAGGAGGAGGAGAAGAGACGCAAAUUAGAGCUGUUUACACAUGAUCAGUGAUAAGAGCGCCGCUCUGGAGGAUACACCUAGCAGCAGCAGCAACGUCUUCAGAGCGAAUGAUUGUUUUGCGAUUGGUGGUGCGGAAGAAGGUAAAGGGCCGCAGGAGGAAAAGUGAAAACGACCAACGCACCACGUAGAAAGUGCGCUUCGAGUGAUCCAUCCAUCCGCUCUUACUUAAUUUGCGCUCAAGUCGUCGAAGGUGCUUUUGCAUACUAUACAUACUAUAUAGUAUAUAGAGUGUGGACGAUAGUAGGAGAAGGAGGUAGUUGAGGAGAGUGUGUGAGAGAGAGAGAGCGAGUCGGUCGGUCGGAUAGGAGCCAGUGAGCAUUUAGGGGGAGGAGUGAGUGAGUGCGAGUGAGCAAGACGAAAACUUUCCGAUUGGUUCUGAGGCGUGUUUUGUUAUCUACUAUCCCCGACGUACAAAUAAGUGUUAAAAAUAGAUUCAGCAUACGCGACAUUUAUUGUUUCUUUUCCUUCCUUUCCAGAGAGGAGGACCUCUCCUAUCCUCUCCUUAAACGGUGGUAAUACACACACACACUACACACUAAUAAUCAUCAUCAUCAUCAUCGUAAUAAUAAUACAACAACAACACGAUCAUCAUCUUCAUCAUCGUAGUAGUCGUCGUCACGUGAUGUUCGUGGAUGUGCGCGGAUAGUGAAACUGUUUUUCGAGAAGCAGCGGAAUCUUUGCGCGAGUUCUCUCCUCUUACUACUGUUGUUUCGUGCUCCGUUUCUUCUUCUUCAUACUUUGAUCCGGAUAAAUCGUGAUAAAGCAAUCAGCAUCAGCAGAGGAUUCCUUAGAUCCAGAGGUGCUGCGAGGAUAGGCGACGCCGCAGACGUCGUGUUCGUUUCCAAACACAUGGUGGUGAUCAAAGAAGGUUCGUAAGCGCGAGGGCCGGUCAUGCGCCUCGGUCCGGCCCUUCUGGUCGCGCUGCUACCUCUCUUCACGUGGACCGCCGCCGUCGCCGCCGCCACCACUACCACCACCGCUGUCGUCUUCGAUGAUCUCUUCGGAGGUGGAGGAUGGAGGAGCGUUGCCGGACGUCGCGACGUCGACGCCACUUACCAUUCGUCGCCGAUGGAAGAGCGCGAACUCCCGUCGGACGACCUGCGACUCGGCACCGUCGCCAACGAGAACAACGUUGAAGAUGACGACGACGACGACGAGUGGAAGAGGAGAAGAACGAGAACGACGGCGGCGGUUGCGAAGAAUAAGAAGAAGAGUCUCACCGUCGGUUACUUGACUGCGGUCAAGGGAGAACUCAAGGAGAGGCAGGGUCUCGCUGUCUCCGGCGCCAUCACCAUGGCCCUGGACGAGAUCAACAAGGACGAGUCGAUGCUGCCGAACGUGACGCUGGUGCUCAGAUGGAACGACACGCGAGGUGACACCGUCGUCGCGACGCGUGCCAUGACCGACAUGAUCUGCGAUGGCGUCGUCGCCUUCUUCGGACCGGAGGGUACUUGCCACGUCGAGGCGAUCGUCGCUCAGGCUCGAAACAUACCGAUGAUCAGCUACAAAUGCUCCGAUUACAAAGCCUCCGACGUGCCCACCUUCGCCAGGACCGAACCUCCGGACACCCAAGUGACGAAAUAUGUGAUAUCGUUGAUGAAGUACUACGAUUGGAAAAAGUUCACGAUCAUCUACGAGGAGGCUUGGAAGACGGUGGCGCUCUCGUUGGUCGAUCAGGCGAAAUUGAGGAACAUGACUAUAAACGAUUUCAAGAACGCCGAGGAUCGUCACAAGUGCUGCGAGGAGACGUUGCCGUGUUGCCUAUCCGGUUAUUGGUAUCAGUUCAUACAGGAGACGAAGAAUCGCACGAGAAUUUACGUCUUCCUCGGCACUCCGAUGUCCCUCAUCGAACUCAUGAACACGAUGCAGACGGCUCAGCUCUUCGACAAGGGCGAGUACAUGGUCAUCUCCGUCGACGUGAACACGUACUCGGACAAAAUGGCACACAAGUAUCUCUGGAAACCGGAAGUCUUCGACAAGUUCAACACGUGCUUGGAUCAUCAGAAGGAUUUCGAGAAACGCGGCAAAUCCCUGUUCGUCAUCGUCCCGACUGCGCCCACAGAGAACUACGAGAAUUUCACGGCGAGCGUUCGACACUACAACGAGCUGGAACCGUUCAACUUUACCAAACCCGACAUCUUCCUCAACUAUCAAAAGUUUGUGUCGAUUUACGCGGCCUACCUGUACGAUUCGGUGAAACUGUACGCGACCGCUCUGCACGCGCUCCUUCUCCGAGAACCUCACCUGACCGAAGAGAUCAUAGCGGAGAUCGCCGGGAACGGCACGCGAAUCGUCGAGACCAUCAUCAGCCUGGGCACUUACAAAAGUAUAACCGGGGCGACGAUGCGCCUGGACAAGAACGGCGAUUCCGAAGGUAACUUCUCGGUACUCGCCUUGACUCGUCACCCUAGCAACACCGUCAUCAAGAACUUUACGUGCGCCUAUCAGAUGCGACCCGUCGGCCAAUUCCAGCAAGGGGAGUUUCCAGAUUAUCAAAUAAAUCCGAACGUGAAGAUCGAAUGGCCGCAGGACUCGCGGCCCAACGACGAACCGAGCUGCGGCUUCAACAACGAGAUGUGCAAGAAGAACGACACUCAUCUGAACAGCAUCAUCGCCGCCGGGAUUCUCGCUAUACUUUUGUUCUGCGCUGGCGUGAUCACGAUGAGCAUCUACAGGAAGUGGAAGAUCGAGCAGGAAAUCGAAGGUCUCUUGUGGAAGAUCGAUCGUACCGAUAUUCACGGAUAUCUUGAGGAUAUCAAUUCGCCGACACGAGCGAGUUUGUUGAGCGUCAGUGUUGCUUCGUACGAGUCUCGCGGUGGCGCUCAAGUCUUCGCGACGACGGCCGAAUACAAGGGUCUCGUGGUGCGAAUAAAAGAGUUGAACUUUUCGCGAAAGAAGGACAUCUCGAGGGAGGUGAUGAAGGAGAUGCGUCUGCUGCGAGAUCUCCGGCACGACAACAUCAACUCGUUCAUCGGGGCGUGCGUUGAGCCGAUGUCCAUUUUCCUAGUCACGGAUUACUGCGCCAAAGGGAGCCUAUACGAUAUUAUAGAGAACGAGGAUAUUAAAUUGGACAGGAUGUUCGUGGCCUCCCUCGUCCAUGAUCUCAUUAAGGGCAUGAUGUACAUACACAAUUCGAUGCUGGUGUGCCACGGCAACCUGAAAUCCUCGAACUGCGUGGUGACGAGUCGCUGGGUGCUGCAGGUGACGGAUUUCGGGUUGGCGGAGAUGCGACACUGCGCCGAGAGCGACAGCAUCGGGGAGCAUCAGCAUUUCAGGAAUCUGUUCUGGAAGGCGCCCGAAAUGCUCCGGCAUCCGUCGCAGUACAUCCGCGGCACUCAGAAGGGGGACGUCUACGCGUUCGGCGUCAUCCUCUACGAGAUCAUCGGACGGAAGGGUCCGUUCGGUCUCUGCGAGUACGAACCCAAAGAUAUAAUUGAGCAGGUGAAAAGCGUUCCGCAGGAUGGGGAAUGUCCGUUCCGACCGGACCUGGAGGUGCUCGUCGACUCGGAGAUCGGUUGCGAUGACUACGUUAUGCAAAGCAUGCGCGAUUGUUGGGCCGAGAAGCCGGAGGACAGGCCGGACUUUGGCGAAGUCCGGACGAGACUGAAGAAGAUGAAGGACGGAAAGAAUAGGAAUAUAAUGGAUCAAAUGAUGGAAAUGAUGGUGACGUACGCCGAUCAUUUGGAGGAGUUGGUGAGCGAGAGGACGCAACUGCUGCACGAGGAGAAACUGAAGACGGAGGAUCUGCUGCACCGAAUGUUACCCAAACCGGUUGCGGAAAGAUUGACGAUGGGCUACGGCGUCGAGCCCGAAUGGUUUGAUCUAGUUACGAUAUACUUUAGUGAUAUUGUUGGGUUCACUGCGAUGUCUGCGGAGAGCACACCCUUACAAGUAGUUAAUUUUCUAAAUGAUCUCUAUACAGUAUUCGAUCGGAUUAUCAAAGGAUACGACGUGUACAAGGUGGAAACAAUCGGUGACGCGUAUAUGGUCGUGUCCGGUCUGCCCAUCCGCAACGGCGAUAAUCAUGCCGGCGAAAUUGCCUCCAUGUCUUUGGAUCUCCUCUCCGCCGUCAAGAAUCAUUCUAUAGCGCAUCGACCGAAAGAGACGCUCAAGUUGCGCAUCGGAAUACACACGGGUCCAGUGGUGGCCGGUGUCGUCGGGUUGACCAUGCCCAGAUACUGUCUGUUCGGUGAUACGGUGAACACUGCGUCCCGUAUGGAGAGCAACGGGGAACCGCUCAAGAUUCACAUCAGUCCUCAGUGCAAGGAGGCGCUGGACAAGUUGGGCGGAUACGUGGUGGAGGAGAGGGGUCUGGUCGCGAUGAAGGGCAAAGGACAGGUGAGGACGUACUGGUUGACGGGGGCGAACGAGAGCGCCAUCCAGCGGCGCGAAGUGGAUCUGGGCGAGCUGCCGCCUCUGUUCUGCCGCCCCCGAAGGAGUCCGAAGCUGAACACGGACAGCAGGCAGGCCUCCUUCUGCGGAAACUUGUGCAACUUUAACGGUCUGAACAGCAGGAGGCAUUCCAGCGUUCCCAGAGCGAUAAUCAUUUCAGAUACUUAUUGCUGUGAUAGAGAGGAACAUUGUCUGGAAGGUACGAGUACGGAGGUGGAGAGCACAUCGACGUUGCACAAUUCGAGUCCUAUAGCUGGUCGCCUGAGGUACAGCAGAAAUGUUCUGCACGUCCCCGAGAUGGCGGCGUCCAGGCAGACCUUGGAUUCGACGACGGCCUUCGGCAGUCAGAACAUCACCGAGGCGAUCGGAGGGUUGAGAUCGCGACGCGUCCUCUCGAGCAUCGCCUCCAGCUCGGACGAGCACCAGAGGACGAGCAGCGGCGGCAGUCAGAUGGUGCUGAACGGGGGACGAGCGAUGAGGGAGUCCAGAUCUCUGGAUCCUUUGCCGAUGGGUGGACGACGUCAGCAGCAGCAGCUGCAGCUGCAGCAGGCGGUACAGACAGUUUUCGACACGCCCACGCACGCGAUGGGCGGAGACUACGACGACGGCAGGAGGAACAGAAGGAGGCCUCAAUCUCUGGAGAACUGCUGCCAUCUGGACGCAGGAGUUCAUCUGCAGAACAUUAGGAUAAUGGCCAUCCCCGAUGACCGUAUGCCAGGUCAUCAGCAGCAGCAGCAGCCGCCGACGAACAACAAUAACAACAACAACAACAACUUUCCCAAUGGCGAUGUGAUUAAUGCGACGAGUGCCGCCAUCUGCGAGGAUUACGGUACGACGGGGAGCGGAAGCAGCUGCAGUUUAAUGGAAGAUGCGGAGAUGCCGCUGCUGCGCAGUGGUGGCGGCAAAACGGCGAAAGUUGUCGGGACGGUGCUGAGGCGACGCGUCGGCAGCGUCGAGGAGACGAUGGAGGACGAAGAUUACGACGACGGUAGCGUGGAAGUGGACGAGCACGCGAGGAAGCAGUGGCGGUCGCUGGAGACGGUGCCGACCGUCGGCGAUAACCAGACGAUGAUGCACGACGGAGGUGCGACGAAGAAUAGCAUCAUCCCUGCACCGCUGAAGACUUUGUUCAACUUUUUCAACGGGAACGGCCUGAAGACGAGCAACACCUCGUUGAGGAAGGGCGGCAGCGUCGGCGGAGGCGGCGGUGGAAGGGUAGGAGGUGGCGUAGGCGGUAACGCCCUCCAAGCUGAGAAGGAAAGCAUCGUCUAGUUUACAUACUUAUAUAUAUACACACAUACACACACACAAACACACAUAUAAGUUAUAUAUAUAUAGAAAGUUAUUUAAAUGUGCUUAAAUAUUAUUUAAAUGUUACCGAAGAAACUAUAGCGACGACGAGAAUGUUGUCAAAUGAAUUUAGCCACGCCCUCCGAUUUUGUAAGCAACCAAAACAGCAUCAGCCAAGUCAUUGGUAAUUUAUUGUACUGAAUCGUAACCACCCACCUCCCGCCCACAUAUUUAUACAUGUCGACAGCAUAAAGCAAAACAAGUCACGCCCCUCCUUUCGUCGGGUUGUCCAAUCUUCGCACAACCACGCCCUCCUCCUCCUUUGUUACUAUGUAUUUUCACUAAAUUGAUUGUAAAUUUGACAAGAUGAAGGAAUGAAUGUGGGGGCAAUUGCUGCAAUAGAAUAUAAUAUAAAAGAUGUUAACAAGUACGUAACAUCUCUAAAAAAAAUUUAAAUAAAAAUCGUUAUCUUUAUUUUAUAAUACAUAUGCAACGUACACAUAGUGUACGUUUUAUUUCUG